Molecule: messenger RNA, 741 nt
Organism: Capsella rubella
Lineage: Eukaryota; Viridiplantae; Streptophyta; Magnoliopsida; Brassicales; Brassicaceae
Product: eukaryotic translation initiation factor 2 subunit gamma
Biological process (GO): positive regulation of translational fidelity; formation of translation preinitiation complex
Cellular component (GO): membrane; eukaryotic translation initiation factor 2 complex; cytosol
Molecular function (GO): translation initiation factor activity; serine-type endopeptidase activity; tRNA binding
Source: RefSeq, a predicted model, not a curated record
AUGUUGAAGAACAAAGGCUUAGCUGAACAAGAUCUAAGUAAACUUGAUGUAUCUCAGCUACAUCCUCUCUCUCCUGAGGUCGUUUCUCGUCAAGCCACCAUUAAUAUAGGAACCAUUGGCCAUGUCGCUCACGGGAAAUCGACAAUUGUGAAAGCUAUCUCCGGUGUGCACACUGUUAAGUUUAAGAGUGAAUUGGAGCGUAACAUUACCAUCAAACUUGGUUAUGCAAAUGCCAAGAUUUACAAAUGUGACAUGUGCCCUAGCUAGACCAGAGUGUGCUACAAGUCCUUUGGAAGUGGCAAAGAAGACAACCCAACUUGUGAUGUCACUGACCAUGAGAAGUGCCAGAUGAAACUACUAAAAGAUGAGAAUGGAAACACUAAUUGCAGUCCUAUUUACACUUGUAUAACUUCGCUGUACGCGGAACAGAACGAGCUUCAGUUUGCUGUCCCGGGAGGUCUAAUUGGAAUCGGGACGAGCAUGGAUCCUACGCUUACCCGCGGUGAUAGGCUACUUGGUCAAGUCCUUGGUGAAAUAGGUACUCUCCCUGACGUCUAUGUUGAGCUUGAGGUGAGUUUCCAGCUUUUGACACGUCUCAUUGGAGUUAAGACAAAGGAAACAGAGAAUCAAAUGAGAGUCUCAAAGCUAACCAGGAACAUUGGAUCGAUGUCUACAGGAGCUGUGGUUAUUAGAGUAAAGAAAGAUAUGUUGAAAGUGAAGCCUGAAAUGUAUUGGGCCUAA